AUGUCUGUCAUCGACACUACCAAGGACCUUUCGGCACUUUUCACGAAACAGGUCCAAGCUACCCCGGAUCUGAUUGCUUUGGAAGACGACAAGCAUACAUACACUUAUCAGGAGCUCCACGACAAAGUCGCUGCCCUCGCCGACCGGCUGCGGGGUCAUGGCGUCGGCCGUGACAGCUUGGUAGGUGUCCUGUUGCCGCGAUCCGCCGACUAUGUGAUCGCCUGUCUAGCAGCCCUACGGGCCGGCGGUGCAUUCUUGGUCCUGGAAUUGGCCUACCCUCCCGACCUCCUUGCGGAUGUUCUAGAGGAUGCUCAACCUACCGUCGUGGUUACUAUCAGCGCCGAAGUCGGCAAGAUCAAGGGAAGCACUCCGCUUGUUGUUCUGGAUGAAACCAGUUCAGCUACCAACGGCCAGUUGAGCGAGUCAGAGUUGAAGCCAUUGCCGGAGGAGACCGAUUUAGACCGCUUGGCCUUUGUCGCGUACUCCAGUGGAACGACUGGCAAGCCGAAAGGCAUCGCCAACCCACACCGAGCGGCGGUUCUCUCAUAUAACCUUCGAUUUGGACUCUCAGACAUACAGCCAGGCGACCGUGUGGCCUGCAAUGUGUUCUUUGUUUGGGAAAUUCUUCGCCCGCUGUUGCGAGGUGCGACUGUUGUUGCUGUACCGGACGAGGCCAGCUACGACCCGCGCAUGCUCGUUGACCUACUCGCGUCUAAGAAGAUCACCGAGACUCUUUUCACACCAACGCUCUUCUCUGCCGUUCUUGCUCGUCACCAAGCGCUGGAGACGCGCCUGCCAAACCUGAAGACUGUUUGGCUUAACGGCGAAGUUGUGACCACCGACCUUGCACGUCGUGGUAUCAAAGCUCUACCUAAUACCCGCCUACUCAAUGUAUACAGUGCAUGCGAAACCCAUGAGAUCGCCUGCGGAGAUAUCAAGGACAUGCUCGAGAAGCUGGACACGGAUGCUGCCUACUGCCCUGUAGGACCGCCGCUCGUUGACAGGAAAUACAUCUACAUCGUGGACGAGAGUGGCCAAAAGGUGGACGAAGGAGAAAAUGGCGAGCUCUGCGUAGGAGGACAUUUGCUUGCUCGAGGGUACCUUAACCGCCCCGAGACCACCGCUAAAGCUUUCAUUCGGAAUCCUUACAGCUCGAAGACCGGUGCUCGCAUGUACAGGACUGGUGAUAAGGCACGUCUCCUAUCGAAUGGCUUGCUUGAGAUCACUGGACGUGUUGGCGCGAUGAUCAAGAUCCGCGGAUACUCCGUGGUACCAGGAAAAGUUGAGAGCGCAAUUCUCAACCACUUGGCUGUCAGCCACUGCGCUGUCGUACCUUUCGGAGAAGGCAUCGAUCGACAAUUAGUUGCGUACAUCGUGCGGGACAAGGAGGCGUCUGCAGAACGUCCAGAAGUCGAGAUUGACCGAACAGGCCGCAGCUCGACCGCCAGGCGCAUGCUGAUGGCAUACCUUGCUCACUACAUGAUACCUGCACUAUGGGUCGAGAUGGAUAGUCUUCCAAGAAGCGAUGUGUCUGGAAAGGUCGACCUCAAGGCACUUCCUCCUCCUCGACCUGCAUCCCCUACAGGAAGCGCACGAAAAUUCGAGCAGAGCCCCAUCUCCAUCGAACAGAUUACCCAGAUUUGGGCAUCUAUAUUGAGCAUCAGCCCCAGCUCCAUCACUCCUGAAUACAACUUCUUCGAUCUUGGUGGUCACUCACUACUCCUUGCCGAUCUCGCCGCGCGUCUGUCGAACACUUUCGGAUUCAGGGUGCCGGUCGCGCGCCUCGCCACUCCAGCAACUCUCAAUGGCCACCUAGAUACCGUUCGAGCUAUCCGGGAUGGCCACACUGCCGAGGUCCAGGAGAACCUGCCCGCCGUUCUACGAGCAGACGCUGUACUUGAGAAGGAGAUCCAGCCGAAUGACGCCAAGAUGUGUGCGCUUAAAGAUGCGAAGACUGUGUUACUCACUGGUGUCACUGGAUUCCUGGGCGCGUUCCUACUCCGAGAUCUUCUCGAAACCACAUCUGCCCAGAUCGUGUGCAUGGUCCGAUUCGCUGAUUCCUCGCAAGACGACAUACCCGCUGGUAUUGCUAGAAUACGUAGGAAUUUGCUGGACUUUGGUCUGUGGAGCGACAACAUCAUGGAACGUGUCGAAAUUCUUCCUGGAAACUUGUCGCGUAAACGAUUCGGUCUCGCUCCGGACACAUUCAAGGCCUUGGCUGACCGUCUCGACGUAAUUGUCCACGCAGCUGCCACCGUCAACUUAGUUUACCCUUACGCUGCGCUGCAGAAACCCAACGUUGGCGGUACAAGAGAGGUUCUUCGUCUUGCCGCUCAGGGCGGUGCUACCGUACAGUACAUCUCCACCAACGGAGUACUUCUGCCUGCCAAGGGUCGCGAAGGAUGGUCAGAAGACGCCAUGCUGGAGGUCGACGAUGUUACCAAGCUAGCUGAUGGUUACGGCCAGACUAAAUGGGUUGCUGAGCAGCUCGCUCUAGAGGCCGGCCGAAGGGGUCUUCCCAUCAAGAUUCACCGUCUCGGAACCAUUAGUGGUCAUAGUGAGACAGGUGCUGCCAACGCAUGGGAUCUAUUGACGGCCAUGAUUGUCGAGUCGAUUAGAAUCGGUUACUACCCCGAUGUCAAGGGCUGGCGCGCGGAGAUGACCCCAGUCGACUUCGUCAGCAAGGCCAUAAUGCACCUUAGCAACCAGACCGAGACCGACCAAACGAUGUUCCAUAUUGGAGACCCUGACCCAGUUGAUAUUAGCAAGGUCUUCGAAGAUCUUAGUGCACUAGGAUACCCAACCCAGCCGAUGGACUUUGAAAAGUGGACCAGCCUCUGGGACGACAAGCGAGGUUCUGCCAAGGGUGGUGAUGGAGCUUUCACAGUCGAUAUCCUCCGAAGCGGUAUGCCAAGCGUCGAGUUCCUGAGGGAUGUUGUUGUGCUCGAUAACGCGAAGACCAGGCCGCUGCGCCUCGCAGUCGAGCGCCCGAAGGUGGACCAAACACUACUUGAGACAUACACACGACAUUGGUAUGCACGUGGCUGGCUUCCAAAGCCGCCCGCGCACCAGGAUGCUGCUGGUGGCUCUGCUAGGCUUCCACGAAGAGGUCCUCUUUUCGGUAAGGUUGCCGUAGUUAUGGGCGCAUCAUCCGGAAUUGGCGCUGCCACCGCCACUGCUCUCGCCAGAGAGGGUUGCCACGUCGCCCUCGCAGCACGCCGAAUCGACGCCCUUGAAGACCUCAAGAAACGCCUCGUGAUCCGCGAAGGCAAGGUCAUUACGCAAAAGACUGAUGUCACGGACAAGGCUCAGGUCGAGGCCCUCGUUGCCGCAGCAGAGAGCCAACUUGGACCCGUCGAUAUCUUCGUGAACGUCUCGGGAGUGAUGUACUUCACCAUGAUGGCCAACACAUACACAGACCAAUGGAACCAAACCGUCGACGUCAACUGCAAGGGUCUCCUCAACGUCAUCUCUUCCAUCGUACCCUCGAUGCUCAAGCGCGGAAAGGGCCACCUUCUUGCCAUCUCCUCGGAUGCUGGACGAAAGGUCUUCCCUGGCCUCGGCGUCUACUCGGCAUCAAAGUUCUUCGUCGAAGCUACACUUCAAAGCUUGAGGCUCGAGACUGCUGGGACUGGGCUGAGAGUUACCGCUGUACAGCCUGGAAACGUGGCGACAGACUUGUUGGGUAUGAGCACAGAUCAGGAGGCUUUGAAGAAGUUUGGUGAGCCAACUGGCGCGAAGGUUUUGGAUCCAGAGAAUGUUGCUGAGUGCAUUGUGUAUGCGCUCAAGCAGCCGGAUCACGUUUCUGUGAACGAGGUGCUUAUUGAGCCGAGAGAUGAGCCUAUCUAG
Molecule: messenger RNA, 3849 nt
Organism: Alternaria triticimaculans
Lineage: Eukaryota; Fungi; Ascomycota; Dothideomycetes; Pleosporales; Pleosporaceae
Product: putative NRPS-like protein biosynthetic cluster
Exons: 1
Coding region: 1-3849 (1282 amino acids)
Molecular function (GO): phosphopantetheine binding
Source: RefSeq, a predicted model, not a curated record